Rubroshorea leprosula is the source of this 1244-nucleotide messenger RNA. NCBI's taxonomy places the organism in Eukaryota, Viridiplantae, Streptophyta, Magnoliopsida, Malvales, Dipterocarpaceae. The record is from the annotation of a GenBank genome assembly.
GGCCAGUAUAAGUUGUGCAACUCUGCUUCUUCCCUCCCCUUAAAUUAUCCAUUCUCAACUCCAUCUUCACCAUCCCUACCCAGAGUGGAGGAAGCACAUGGGGCGCCGUGGAAUGAGUCAUUAUGCUCAUUGUGUUAUCAUUCUCUUUGGAAUUUGUUUUUGUUCUGUUUCUCUCAUAUCUGCUGCUGCUGGCACAGUCCCCACAGACACCUCCACUUCCAUUCUGAUUCGGGUCGACCAGUUCGGUAAUGGAGAUUUCGAGAAGAUACAGGAUGCUAUAGAUGCUGUUCCUUCCAAUAAUUCUAAAUUCGUUUUCAUUAGGAUUAAGCCUGGAACGUACAGAGAAAAGAUUGUUGUGCCAGCGGAUAAGCCGUUUGUGACAUUGAGUGGUGCACGGGCCUCUAACACCAUCAUAACAUGGAAUGAUGGCGGUGACAUUUUUUAUUCUCCAACUCUAACUGUUUUGGCUUCUGAUUUUGUGGGACGGUUUCUCACAAUUCAGAAUACAUUUGGGACGACAGAAAGGGCUGUAGCACUAAGGGUUGCAGGAGACAGAGCUGCAUUCUACGGAUGCAGAAUUCGCUCCUACCAGGACACUCUCUUGGAUGAUGCUGGAAAUCAUUAUUACAGAAAGUGCUACAUUGAAGGAGCAACAGAUUUCAUAUGUGGAAAUGCAGCCUCUAUCUAUGAAAGGUGUCGUUUGCAUUCACUCUCAACACAAAAUGGAUCUCUUACUGCUCAACACCGGAGUUCUCCUUCAGAGAAGACUGGCUUUACUUUCUUGGGUUGCAAGAUAACAGGCAUUGGACAUGCCUUCCUCGGAAGGCCAUGGGGUGCUUAUUCUAGGGUGAUUUUUGCCCAAACCUACAUUUCUGAUGUGAUAGUUCCACAAGGCUGGGAUGACUGGCAAGACCAAAACAAGCAUAGUACUGUAUAUUAUGGUGAAUACAAGUGUUAUGGUCCUGGAGCUGAUACAUCAAAAAGGGUUCAAUGGUCACAGAGUCUAUCAGAAAAUCAGGCUGCACCAUUCAUGACCAUAGACAUGAUUGGAGGAAGAAGUUGGCUCAGACGUACACCAAGCCAUUUCAAAAGGUUCACUGGUUCCAUUGCCAGCGUGAUGAACGCUAAUGAAAAUGACUAGAUUGGAUUGAUAUUGGGUUAUGCUGCUCAAUUUAAGGGUAAACGUUGAUUGAUUUAGUAAUAUACAAUGAAUGCCACCUCUUUAAUAGACAUUUAGAUGAUGC